Molecule: messenger RNA, 477 nt
Organism: Neltuma alba
Lineage: Eukaryota; Viridiplantae; Streptophyta; Magnoliopsida; Fabales; Fabaceae
Product: cytochrome P450 71A1-like
Exons: 1
Coding region: 1-477 (158 amino acids)
Molecular function (GO): heme binding; iron ion binding; monooxygenase activity
Source: RefSeq, a predicted model, not a curated record
AUGAGCUACUUGAAAUGUGUGGUGAAGGAAUCUAUGAGACUUCAUCCACCUGGUCCUCUUCUUUUCCCAAGGCAAACUAGCAGCACUGUGAAACUAGUAGGCUACGAUAUUCCCCCAAAAACAAGUGUAAUUAUCAACGCAUGGGCAAUUCAGAGAGAUCCUAGUCAGUGGGAAAAGCCAGAAGAAUUCAUACCAGAAAGAUUUGAGAAUAAUGAGGUUGAUUUCAAGGGCCAAGACUUUGGGUUAAUACCAUUUGGUUUUGGAAGAAGAAUUUGUCCUGGGAUCUUAUUUUCAGUUGCAGCGAUUGAGUAUACACUUGUUAAUCUCUUAUAUUGGUUUGAUUGGAAGCUGCCUGCUCAUAAUAAUAAUGAUGAUGGAAAGGACGACAUAGAUAUCAGUGAGGCAGACGGCCUACUUUCCCCCAUGAAGCUUUCUCUUCAUCUUCAGCCAAUUCCAUAUGUACCCCUUUUGCCCUAA